This is a messenger RNA of Salvia splendens (bonfire salvia), 909 nucleotides long. RefSeq names its product F-box protein At5g49610-like. The coding region runs from base 1 to 909 and encodes 302 amino acids. Lineage: Eukaryota; Viridiplantae; Streptophyta; Magnoliopsida; Lamiales; Lamiaceae. The record is from RefSeq and is a predicted model, not a curated record. The transcript has a single exon.
AUGUCGGGUACAGAUUCAAAUUGGUUCAAUGUUUUCAAAUUGGAAGACGAGCACGAGCACGAGCAUGGGCACAAACACGAUCCCAUCUUCAAGUUUGAUUUCCCUCAAGCAUCGACAAUACAGGGUUCUGCCAACGGUUUGCUUCUUCUGAAAAAUCCUUUUCUUGAUCAUCUUUACUUAUGCAAUCCGAUCACCCGUGAAUUUGUUGAGCUCAGUGGGCCCCACACUCGCCCUCGGGGUGAUUGUUAUGGAUUUGGCGUGGGCAAAAUAAGCGGACAACAUAAGGUUGUCUAUCUUAAUCCUAAAUCCAAAUGUCUUGUAUACGCUCUUGAAACAGGAUCCUCAUGGAGACGCAUUGAAGCUAUCCCCUCGUUCGAUCACUGUUACAGUUCUGUUGGUGCAUUUGUUAACGGCAAUCUCCAUUGGCUAGUUUCGAGUGGGCGGAAACCUCCUUAUAUUUGUUGUUUUGAUGUCGAGAUAGAAUGUUUUAGCACAUUAUCUGCACCUAUUGAAAGAUAUUAUGGAAAGUUGUAUACUUUAGGGGAUUGCUUGUGUUUUGGUGAAGCUGAACCAUAUGAAGACGAUCAUGUGAUCUGGUUGUUGAGGGAAUAUGAACAGGUCGAGAAUGGUUGGAGUGAUCUACAUGUUAUCUUGCCAAAAGAAUCUUAUUAUGGUACAGAUGGAUACAAUCAUUUUCAGUCUAUCAAAGUUUAUGCAAAUGGUGACAUGUUAAUUUUAUGGGAUGAGAAGCUGUUUGCAUACUAUUGCAACAAGGAGAAAAUCAUGCGAGAAAUUGGUUUGUUUGGUAAAUUGCAGGAUGAUUGUUUCUAUAUCAACUCUAUUCUUCUCGCUCCAAAUUUUCUUUCACUCAAAAUAAAUUUGGGUAUAGAGAAUGUCAUGUCACUUUAG